CGCGACGUUUCAAUGGAGCGUGAAGCGUCGCAGCGCUGGGCGCGCCAGCGCUACGAACAUGGCCACACGGCCACGCUGCAGACCAUGCGCCGCAACGACGCCCGCGUCGCCGACCUCGACGUUCAUUGUUUUCUCGGCCAUGAAGACCGACGCUUUCUGCACGGACAGGCAGAGCAGUCGCAGUUGCCAGCGCGGCAGGUGCUUGCGUCGCCGCUGACGCUGACGCGGGCGAUCGAAUUCGGUGACUUGACAACGCUUCGAGCCUACCUGCGCGCGGGGGCGAGUGCGAAUGGCGUCAAUUCGGCGGGCGAGACACUGCUCCACGUGGCUGUGCUGCACGAGCGCUUGCCGAUUGUGCAGCUCCUGCUCGAAGACGGCGCCGACCCCAACGCACGGAGCUACUCGACACCGCGGGCUCGGUUCUUGAACACGGUCGGUGACGUGGACGUGUGCUUGGCAACCGCGGCCGGCGCCACGCCGCUGCAUUAUGCAUGCGGCCUCGCCAAUCUCAAGCUCGUCAAAAUGCUACUGCUUGCCGGCGCCGUCGCCAGCGUCAAUGUGGGCAAUUGCGAGCUCUGCCAGCCACCACUCGUGUGGGCACUGCGCGCGCCGCAGCACCAAGUGGCCCUGAUCGCGCUCUUGGUGACGCAUGGCGCAUCGGCCAUCGGACACGCGGGACGUCGAUGACAAACAAAUGCGAUUGCGCUUGACGUGCAGCACUACGUUGGAGAGCGCGAUGGGCGGCAAAUUGCAACAGAUUGUAUCGGCGCUCGUAGACGCGGGCGUCGACGUCCAGCACAAGAACGGAUGCGGCUGGACCGCGUACGACGAGGCACCGACGCCAGCGAUACAAGCCAUGCUUCACAGCCGCUUUGGCGCGACGUCCGGGCGGCGCCAGGACCCCAUCGGCGCUUUGCAAGUCGACAAUGUCGAGACGCAGCGCGCCGAGGGUCAGCCCUGGCUCCGACGCCCUGGACGCCACCACCGAUCGACCCCCGCGGCGUAGCUGCUAAAAGCACCGUAAACUAGCUGGCGCACCCCCUGUCGUCGAAUCCAAGCACGUGGCUAGAUGUUAGUUCCAUAGACGUGUGGGUUGC
Messenger RNA from Saprolegnia parasitica CBS 223.65, 1097 nucleotides. RefSeq lists its product as hypothetical. The transcript has 11 exons. Lineage: Eukaryota; Oomycota; Saprolegniomycetes; Saprolegniales; Saprolegniaceae. The record is from RefSeq and is a predicted model, not a curated record. Bases 13 to 687 code for a protein of 224 amino acids. Gene Ontology annotation, molecular function: protein binding.